UUCUACAGUCAGCAACUUUUACUUCCUUUACUCGCUCUCUCAUUCUCCCACUCUUCAAGUCUAUUCAUCGCCUUAACACUAAGCAAUUCAUCAAGGUUAGAUAUAUUUCGCAAUAUCUCAUUCUUAUUGCGUGCUGUAUCUGAGAAAAAUUAAAACUGCCCCGCCAUAUUUCCAGCAUCGUAGGCCAAGCAACGCUCAUUACCUAAAACUAUCAGAUCCAAAAAAAGAAGAAGGAAAAAAGGGGGGAAAAGGGAAAAAAGGAAAGCCAUGGCCUCCGAUAACCUCCACCACAUCAACUCCCUCUCGGAUCUGCAAUCCCUCUUCGCCUCUACCACCUACGUCGCCGUCGACUUCUACGCCGACUGGUGCGGCCCUUGCAAAGCCAUCGCGCCGGGCUACGCCGCCCUCGCCAAGCAGCACGGCGCGCCCGGAAUCCUCGCUUUCGCCAAGGUAAACGUUGACGUCGCCCAGGACGUCGCCCAGGCGUACGGCAUCACCGCCAUGCCCACCUUCUUGUUUUUCAAGGAGGGGAGGAAGGUCGCGGUUAAUGGGGAGCAGGCGAUUCGGGGCGCGGAUGUGCGGGCGUUGACGGCGGCGGCGGAGAAGUUGGGGGGUUUGGCGAAGAAGAGGAUGGAGGCUUCUUAGGGGGAGAAGAGGGAGAAAUGGGAAAACUGUGAGAGGGGAGGUGAUAGCAUGAGAUCAUUAUCUAGGCUGUCGUUUACUUUGAGAUGGGCGUAGAUAUACUCUUUGGUCACAGCAGAGUCAGAGGAGAGGAGAGGAGCCUUGUGUAUUCGAUGUGACAUGAAAAGCUACCUACCUAGGUGUGUCUAUUCCACUUCCUAGAAAUAAGCACAAGACGUAGAUGGCUACCUAGCUAUAAUCGUUUAGGGCUUAUUUCGUCAUACAACGGCAAGAAAUGAAAAGAUUUACAGUAUCCUAGUUUCAACUACCAUGAAACUCGUGACUUUCACCAUCCCCCCCCCCCUUUACAAGACUCGCAAAAGCCAAGGCCUAUGUAAGCGUCGAUUACCUAGUUGAUAUAGAAACCUAAAAUGAAGUCCGAGAUUUACGGUAUGAGUAGGUGCCUAGGUUAGACACAUCCAUAAUUUCUCAGCCCGUAUCUAUGGCCAUA
Molecule: messenger RNA, 1132 nt
Organism: Hypoxylon fragiforme
Lineage: Eukaryota; Fungi; Ascomycota; Sordariomycetes; Xylariales; Hypoxylaceae
Product: thioredoxin-like protein
Exons: 5
Coding region: 268-645 (125 amino acids)
Source: RefSeq, a predicted model, not a curated record